AUGUCCCUCCACAACAGCGCAUACAGCCAUCAGGGCUAUUCCGCGCCGCCAUACAGCCAGGGUUAUCACCACCCUCCAGGAGGCCAAAUGUACACCACCGGCCAGAACAACACGCAAAUAUACUACACACCAAGCAACCCCCCCGACAGCCCGACGUCGACGCAGAACUCCCAGCAGCGGUAUUGGUAUGGCCGGCACGGCGACGACGGCCGGCGGUCCAGCGGCGCCGGCUGCUCGCCCGAGUCCGACAACUUCAACAGGAAACGUCGGCGGUGCACCUACAUGUACUACGUCCUGCGGCAGCUCGCCAUCAUCGUGCCUCUGGUCGUCAUCUUUUUGAACAUCAACAUUUAUGUGUCGAGGAGGGGAAAGUACCUGAACGAUUCGACGAGCCCCAGCGACCCUAUUUUUUAUGCCAUGUGGUUAUCGGUUCCAUUGUCGGUUCUGAUGAUGACAUGGUCAAUCACGACCGUCGUCUUCCGCAAAAGGGCGCCGCACAGAGGUGGAAUCCCGAAGCACUUCCACUUCGGUAUGGAGCUGUGCUUCUCGCUCGGCGCAACCAUCUGCUGGAUUCUUCUCGUCGUUCAAAUCGAGUCGAAAAAGUCAAACGGUUACUAUGCGUAUCCGUAUAUCCAGUACGAAGCCGCACUGGCGUUUCUGCUGGGUCUCAUCAUGCUGUCCGAGUAUGGACUCUUGGUACGCGCAUGGUUCGAAUUCAGCUACGACAAAGCGCGGCAGGAGCAUGCGGCGGCCAUGGUGCAGGUAUAA
Colletotrichum truncatum is the source of this 768-nucleotide messenger RNA. RefSeq lists its product as uncharacterized. Lineage: Eukaryota; Fungi; Ascomycota; Sordariomycetes; Glomerellales; Glomerellaceae. The record is from RefSeq and is a predicted model, not a curated record.